Molecule: messenger RNA, 8729 nt
Organism: Dama dama (fallow deer)
Lineage: Eukaryota; Metazoa; Chordata; Mammalia; Artiodactyla; Cervidae
Gene: RNF152
Product: ring finger protein 152
Exons: 3
Coding region: 881-1495 (204 amino acids)
Biological process (GO): negative regulation of TORC1 signaling; apoptotic process; cellular response to amino acid starvation
Cellular component (GO): lysosomal membrane; lysosome
Molecular function (GO): ubiquitin protein ligase activity
Source: RefSeq, a predicted model, not a curated record
UUUUAUUUGUUUUGGCUGUGCUGGAUCUUCGCUGCUGCACGGGCUCUCCCCUGUUGCGGAGGGCGGGUCUGCGCGCUUGUCGCGGAGCCCGGGCCCCAGGGCGUUCAGGCUCCGUGGCUGCGGCGCGUGGGCUCCGUGGUUGCAGGUCCCGACUCCGGCACAGGCUCAGUAGCUGAGGCGCAGGGGCUUAGUUGCUCCAGGGCAUGUGGGGCCUUCCCUGACCAGGGACUGAACCUGUGUCUCCUGCGUCGGCAGGCAGACCCUGAGCCGCCAGGGAAGCCCUUGCUCUGACUUCUGUUGUCACCCCGUUUGGGCUUCCCUGGUGGCUCAGACGGUAAAGAAUUCGCCUGCAUUGCAGGAGACCUGGGUUCGAUCCCUGGGUGGGGAAGAUCCCCUGGAGAAGGGCAUGGCAACCCACUCCAGUGUUCUUGCCUGGGGAAUCCUAUGGACAGAGGAGCCUGGCGGGCUACAGUCCCGGGGUUUGCAGAGUCAAACAGGACUAAGCAGCUAACGCGACCGAGCGGCUAACAUUCCUCUGGACCCGGUCCUGAGAGCAGGCCGGCGGCAGGGGUAAAGAAGGGGCCAGGACCAGAGAGACUGGACCAGUGAGCCAGAGCAACGCUGCACGUUAUACCAUCAAGCAGAGGGGUUCAAGCUAGCCACAAAAGCAGACCUUCUGCAAAUGGAAAGCACUCUUUUAGCGAAGCCUGUUUGCUGGUGUGUUAAAGCUUCUGCUGUCCUUUAAGAAAUGGGCACGCCUGAGUAUGCUGGAAGGCCGUGAGCGCCCCGACCCCCCGGUGACCACAGCGAGCCCGGCCGGAGGAAGCGCGCCGAGCGGCGGGCUCUGACCGGCCGGCCCGGCCCGCGCGCCCGGCUCAGCAUGGAGACGCUGUCGCAGGACUCGCUGCUGGAGUGUCAGAUCUGCUUCAACCACUACAGCCCGCGGCGGAGGCCCAAGCUGCUGGACUGCAGGCACACUUGCUGCUCCGUGUGCCUGCAGCAGAUGCGGACGAGCCAGAAGGACGUGCGCUGCCCCUGGUGCCGCGGCACCACCAGGCUGCCCCCGGGCUUCUCCGUGUCGCAGCUGCCCGACGACCCCGCGGUGCUGGGCGUCAUCGCCAUCCCGCACGCCUCCGAGCGCACGCCGGUCUUCAUCAGACUCCCGAGCAACGGGUGCUACAUGCUGCCCCUGCCCGUCUCCAAGGAGCGCGCGCUGCUGCCCGGCGACGCGGGCUGCCGCCUGCUGCCUGGGGGCCAGCCGAAGGCGGUGGCCGUGGUGAGCGUCCCCGCGGCCGAGCAGCAGCCCCUGCAGCCCGCGGCCCCGGGCGACGCGGCGGCCGAGGAGCCGGACCGGCGGGGCGCGGCCAAGAGCUCCACCUGGUCCGGGGUGUGCACCGUCAUCCUGGUGGCCUGCGUCCUGGUCUUCCUCCUCGGCAUCGUGCUCCACAACAUGUCCUGCAUUUCUAAGCGCUUCACUGUGAUAUCCUGCGGCUGAAGGGGCUGCGGGCAAGGCUCCGUGGGUGCCCACUCGGGGCUGAGCAGCUGUUGGUGGGGGUAUCGUGGUGAGAAGGCGGGGGGCCCGCUGACCCCGGGGGGCCCGGCGCUGGCUCCCGGGCCCUGGGCCGCCGUCUGAUUACCCGAAGACAGACACGAAGGGAAAGCAGGCAGAGUGCUCUCAUUCCUGGUGGCGACGGCUUCGAAGGUGGUUGCAUGCAUCCUCAUAAUCGCCUAUUAAAUGGACUGUAAUUUAUCAUUUCUCCAAAUCAUGUUACGAGAUAGACCUAUUCUACUUAGACGUUAAACUGUCGGAAGUGCAUACAAUGUGAUCUUCUCUAAAUGUGGUAGAUUAAAAUAAAGAUGCCCUGCAUACAAGUAGAAUUAAACCUGAAAAUCCAUGUAAAAAAUUCAACCGCAACAUGCAGUGCUGGUUUCUUUCCUUUUUUUGAGAAAAUGAGACCCUGUCUCCAUUUAGUUGCUAAGACUUUUUAUACCAUUUUGAAUGGCACCCAAAUUAAAAUAAGUUCCGCGGACAGUUGUCUUUUCCAGAAAACAUCUGAACGAGUGUUUCCAGCGUGCUGUGUUUUGUCUCGCACGUUCGUUUUUCUCCCCCUGUAAUUAGAGCUCGCUAUGUGUUUAUUAAACCGAAGGCCAGAUCAGGAGAAAUAAACUGAGUAAUAAUGAGAAAUGCCUAAUCCCACAGGAAACCAUUUUUCUCAAGCCAUCUCACAAAAUAAGAAUUUUAAAUGUAAAUAUUGUGUAUUUGUGUGUGUGUGUGUGUGUGUGUGUGAUUUUAUUUACCUCAGGUUUUGAAUCUUUUCAGAAGAAUCCCAGGAGUAAGACUUUGUAGGCGUGAAUGAGUCCAGAGUCUGAAAUAGCGGCCACCUUGCGGCCACCUGGACCCCCCAGCGAGGUGUCACAGACACAUCCCUUGCACACUUGCUCCUCUUCUGUGUGUCCAAGUCCUGUAUUCUGUAAGGCACAAAUGGAGAAUGCAGAAGAUUUCUGUCUUUUCUCCCAGUUGUGAUGUAUUCCAACAGCUCCAAGUGUUGGUAAUUGCUAACAAACCUGGACUGGCGUUUUAAGACAGUCCAUGAUUAUUUCUUAAAAGAGAUUGCUCCGUGAGAGUUAAGCCAUUUCACAUUCCAGUGUCUUCUUGUUGGUAGAAGUGAGACUUUCUCUUGUAUUUCAAGAUAUGUUUUUAUCGAGAAGCGUGGCAAGGUGAACUAGCAAUGCACAUCCCAGGGUAAGUGGACCAGCUCACCAUCAAUUUGCAAAUGUGCUUAAAUGUUUAAUGGCCUGCAGUUGCUUGCAAAGAAAGAUCUGCUGGUUUUAAAUGAUACAUUCUAUGUCUGAAUAUGUGUGCAUUCAGACAUAGCUGUGAGCUUUACAGUUCUCGUUUCUUUCAUGGAAUUUAUGAAGCAAGUGGUGCAUGCCAAGCCACCCUGCCCCCAUUCACAGAUAUGUCUGUGUUCCACUGAAUUCCUGAAAACGGGGGACAGGAAAAUAAGGCGUGACUGCCUCCAAAAAGCAAGGCUAGAAAUAAUCCUUAAGACUGAGAUAAUUUAAUUUACCUACAUGCUAACUUUUACCUUCAAGCAGCACAAAAUAUGCACAUUAAAGUUAUGGCAUUAACUGAGAUAAAAUGACAAUAUAAUGAAUAGAAUCCCAAGCUAAUAUUCACUGACAUGAGAAUUUGAUAUAAAAAUAUGAACUCGGGUUUUUCAAAUCUUUCAAAUUUGUCAUUAGCCCUUUAGGAAAUGUAUUUGAAAUCUCAAACUAGAAAUUAGGUUAAAAUGCCAUUUUAUUGUGUAAGCUAUUGGGCAUUAUACAACAAAUAAUCUAGGAUUUGUUUGGUAUUAAUAAUUUAGGUAUCAUAUUAGCUGAAUACUAUCCUCUAUUAUGUAACCUAAUAUACUGUUGGGUUAGUUUCAAUUUCUCAAACUCUCCCAGGCUGCCGUGAUGCAUGUCUGACCUAAUUUAUGUUUCUCUUGGGAAAAAAACCCCACAGAAACGUUGCACUGAGGAUUCUGCAUUUCAAAUGGACGUUACCUUGCAAUGUUAAGUCAUGCCAUAUUCAAAUUGUUUUGUGAAUGAUAUCUACAUAUGUUUAUGUCCUACAGGAAAUGACUAGCCCUGGAGUGUAGUGGGAUAGAAUCCUACAUGGUCUAUAGGUUAUAUAUAGACACCGACUUACGUGGUGAUACAGUGACCUGUGUUUCUUAGCACAAACCCGCAGAGUACAAAUGUCCACAUACUUUCUACUGAAAAACAAUCCCAACUGCAGUUAGCAGUGCAAAAUUACUCGGCUCUAUGAUAGAUUCUUGACAUUACAAUUUAAGGUACAGUAGCAACCCCAAGCAGGACUUUUGUGUGUCUUACUGAUGUAAAGCCGUUGUUUAAGUGGGUUCUGCCGCUAGUUAUUCAUUUGUGUACCUGCUUAAUCAGUGUACAAUCCUGUGUGUGCCGUGUGCGUGUGCGCAUGCAUGUGAUGUCUCAGCCUGCCGGAUAGAGUGUGUGUAGGCUUCGUGUUGUCUGAUGUUGUUUGGCAUCCACUGCUCUGGCCUCUGGCACUUGCUCAUGACCCUGAGAACACGUCUACCCCAUGAGACACAAGCCCAGUGACACCAUCAGCCGGAACUCACAGUUCGCAUCAGUGAAAAACUCACAACGGAAAGCACAGGAAGUCGGAUCCGAAGGCAACCUCUGGUGGCUGGAUGUUUCAGACGACUCCACUCAGGCCCACAGAGAUGCAAGACAGUUUGAUCUGCAGCGAAAGGGGGGCCAGGACUUUGCACGGCUGUUUCCUCCUGCUCCUUCCUAGACCUGUUGCCCUCUCUGUCGGGCUACGAUCUCCUUUCAGGGUGGAUGAAUGCCCACCCUUUACUAACUUAACUACUGUUUAAGGUCUUUGUUUUUAUAGAUUUAUAUAUUCGUUUUAGUUAGCAUCUACCUCUCUGGGAAAUGAAAGGAGGGUUGACUUAGGGAUGAGUAUAGACAAUUAAGGAGAACCAUGUGAUCUGAAUUUUUUGAGUUGCAAAACAUUGGUUUCCCCCCUGCCUCCCACUCUACCUGUAAAGGACAGUGAGUGUUGUGUAAAUAGUAAACUAUAAGAAGCAUGGAUUUUUCUUUAUUAAUGAUCUUGACAUAACCAAGAGAAUGCUGAAUAUGCUAAGUAGAAUCAAGUAUGCUAUCAAAAAGCAUUGUUUUGGGGAAAUUUUGUACAAUGACCUGGGGCAUAGGUUGUGAUGAAAAGGCAAUAGGUUCUCAGUUCCAGUCAUACUUUAUGAUCAGAAACCUAUAAGAUACUUCCUUUAAAAAUAUAGUUCAGUUUAAUCUUGCUCAUGACUUAAGAGUGGUUCCCUUGAUGGUUAAACCUUGUACUGGUGCAGCCAGCCCUUGGGAUCUUCAUGAUUGGCGCUGCUCAGUAGAAUGUUCUGUGAUGCUGGAAAUGUUCUAGAAGUUAUGCUGUCCAAUACAGUAACCACAUUGGUUACUGGGAAACUGAAAUGAAAUUAGUCUGAAUGAGGAACUGGAUUUUGUAUUUUAAGUUAAUUAAAUUGAUGCCACUCACAUGUGGCAAGUGGGUACCAUUAUUGGACAACGGAUUCUGGAGGGUUAUGCAGUGGAAUCUAGCAUCAAGGUGUUAGUGGAGUAGACAGUAAGGUGGAGAAGACAGUUUGUGGUUUAGUAACCUGCAGUUGGCUUAAAAUUUUUUUUUCCUUUCUGGGCUUAAAAAUAAAUGAUCUCAAGUAUGACAGUAAAAAUGCAUUGAUUGCCCUUUGGGGUUAUUACUUAGAUACUCUGGGCCAAGGAAAAAUCAGUGAAGCUUAAAAGAGUGCUUGAUAAAGCCCCCACUCUGGGAUCAUUAGCUGCAUGUGAAUCUAUUGUCCAAAAAUAGUAAGUAGGUUGACAGUAGCUGUAAAAUGUUUGACCUGCAUGACCUGUACUGUGAAAUUGUGUUUAGGGUCUUGUGGCCAAAAAGUAAAUGUUACAGAAAAAAAAGAAAAAAGCCUAAUGAAAUCCCUCUUCACUUCCAACAUCUUACUUAGACUCCAUCACUGCAUUAGUAAGGUGUGAAAUAUAGGAGCAAGCAUGUUUUGCAGUGUUCAUAGGCAGUGUUUUUGUUUGCCCUUGAAGUCUGCCAGCUCGUCCUUGUAUUUGAGGGGGGCAUAGGUAGGCAUCGUUUUUCAGAUGCCAGACUAAAAUGUAGGUACUAUUUUUAGAGUGAGAUCUGACAUUGUUUUAGUCUUUUUUUUUUUUUUUUUUGUUAUCCCUGAAAUAAUUGAAGAUUUGAAUUCUUGCACAAUGACACUUUGUUUGACAUUAGAAAAACAUUGCCCAUGAAAAGUAAAGACCUGAAGGUUAUUAAAGUUACUAACAUUGCUUUUUAAGUGAGUAAAGGGAAGCAGAAAAUUCAAUUUGAGAUGUAUUUUCAUUGAUCAGACUCUUCCUGAUAGUAUUUAUUCCAGUCUAGGUUUUUAUUUAAAGAGCUCUCAUAGUUUUAUUUGAAAACUUGUACUGUGUCUAAAGUGGUUAGUCUGCUUUUCAUUGUCCAAAAUAAUGUUAAUCAAAUGCAUUUGUUUUAAAUAUAGAACUUGUCAAUGAGCAGGACUCUUUAGUUUGUCCUUAAAAAUGACUACGUGUUUUGCCCAAUAAUAGAUUUUCUCUAGACUCAUGAGGAAAUUAGAGGGCCAAAGAUCACUGGUAUGAGAGGAGUGGGAUGCCAGUGGUUUGAAUUUCUAUCUUCUCUUAGAAAAAUGAUGCUGCCAACUGGCCAGCAUCUCGUUCCCAUGCGAGAAGGGUCAUCAGUCAGUUAAUCUGUCAUCCUCGGCCCAGAAGGAGAAGCUGUCCCUUACCGCUUUCAUCAUUCUCAGGAAAACGUUACCCACAAAGCAAUCCUUACCAGAACGGGAACUGCAGAGAAGGAUGAGGCAGUCAAGAUAAUUCAAUAACUGUUUGAAAGUGAUAGUCUAUUUCAAGAGAUGAUGACUAGUUGCUGAAUUUUGUUAAACUUGAAACAUUUCUAAAAAUAUAAGGAGAAAUUCAAGCCAUUGACUUUGCUGACACAGUUGAUUCACUGUAUAAAGACAUAUGUCUAUACAUAUAGGUAUAAAUAUAUACAUAUAUAUAGGCACAUGAUUUAGCUGUAACUGAAGCUUAAAAAAUCAAGUAAAAUGUUUGUGAUGUUUUCCAAUGUGGGUUAUAUAAUGUUGAAUUUAGGUAUUAAUUUCCCAACAAAUGCUAUAGGCUGCAUCCAUUUUGUCAAACCAGCUAUCUUUGGGAGUGUUUAUAUAACUAAGGUCUCGAGACUUCUUAUAUAUGAAGAGGUGAGUUCUACCAUAUGAAGAACAUUAGUGGGUGGGACAUAUAAUCUCUGUCUUCCAAAUGACUUACUUUUGGCUCUGCUCAAGUGGUCGUGAGUAGAGCACCAUUAUUCUUGAACUCUUGCAACAUGGCUCCAUUUUUCUGCACAAGUUUCCUUGCACAGUCGGGCCAAUGAUUUUUUUUUUUUUUCAGGAUUCACUGCCUGGGGUAUCCCACUAUCUAUAUCCCACUUAUGAUGUAGCGGUGCUUGAAAACACUCAUCUCGUUAGCUGGACUUUAUUAUUCUAGUCUAAGGUUUUUGAUACUAUUCAUAUUAUAGUCUUUUUUAGAGACAAUCAGUAAUAUUUGGGGCAAAAGUACUGAGGGGUCUCUUGAAGCCUGCAACAGCAUGUAUGUUUUGUUUUUCUGAGGGAUGUUCCCUUAUAGCUGGCCUGGUUCUUCUAGAACACUGCUCUAAAGCUCAUCAUGGGAUGCAGGGCUGGUAGCCCCUGUGAAGGUCUUCUGUGAUCUCCGUGGGCUGUGUUACUGGAUUAUUCUAAUGAGAGUGUUCCAAAGGGAAGCUCAGUCUUUAAUCUGACAUCUGCAUUUUGAGAAUCGAGGAGCAGAAGGUUGGAUAUGAUGGCAGUGGAGGAGCAUGGGUGGAAAAGGGAGGAAAUUGAUGAGGCAGGUGCCCCUUAGGGGAACAAGUGGAGGUAUCUGUGUCAUCUCUCUUUCGAAAGUGGGGGAACACAGGAGCUGGAGUCUUAAACUGUGCUGCAGAAAACUCCUAGUUGGCUUUUCCUGGCUGAGAGACAAGCGGACUCUUAGGCAGGCCCUGUUUGGUGGAGGUGGGGCUGUGACCUUGAGUCUGUAGCAAAAGAGAGGCCAGAAAGUGAGAAGACGCCGGCAUAGAGGGAGGAAACCCAUAGUGAGACCGUAGCUCCCAAACAAAGCAGAAGCUGAGGGUCAGUCCUGGCAGAAAGCAGCUGAAGAAAGAAGAGUGGGAAUUAACUGAGCCAAGCACAAUUAGUCACCCAAGUAUGGCCCACCGAACUCAGUUCAGGAUGUGUCAGCUGAAGACACGGGAAGGUGCUCAGCUGACGGGCGCGUCCGCGGAGGCCCUACUGGUAUCAGUGGGCACACCAUACACUUUCAGGCCCUGCUCUCGGGCUGGUGGUGCAGUCACUGCAGACAAACUCCAACGAUGUCCUCUUACCUGAGGAAUGCAGUGCCCAUGCCUGUGGAUGUGACCUGACUUGAGUAGGUUAAUACUAUUGGGAAGGCUCAUUCCAGAACAUUUCGGUUUCUCUCCUGGUUGAGGUCAUUUGUUAUAUUUUUCAUUCCACCACUAGUUCCCGUUUCGCUCCCUUGGCAGUUGCAGGAGGCUGGUUUCAGCCUGGGACGGUUACAAGCUCCCAGCGUAAGCCACGCAGCUGUUACACUGAGGCCCGGCCACUUGUACGACUCUGCUGGUGGGUUUCCUGGCCUUCUUGAUAACUAGUACUCCAGUCAAAUGGCUAGAUUAAUGCUGCUCAGAGGCUGUUAAGUCCUUGACGUGUUUCAUUUACAAUUCUGUGGAUUAUUUAUUUUAGAAUCUUUUUUAAAGGGCCAAACAGCCCUACAGAUAAACGAGCUGCUGGGCUGUGUAGAGAAUAUUGUCCAAAUGUUGCCAAAUACUGACUUCAUAAGGGGGAUAUCAAGCUGCUGUUUAUAAAUCUGAAUGUCUUAAAAGCAUUCUUGCUUGCUGUCUCUGUUGUAGGUGGUGUCUUAGCAAGUCCUGAGUUUUUCCAAUGAACCUGAUUUUAAUAUAUGGUAUUUUUGUAUGCCAAUCUGGUGUCUUGUCCUUUGUAUAUGUGGUAAUGUUGAUUUUAUGACUACUGUUAAAACACAUUUGCUAUGAUUAAAAUUCAUGAAAUGAUUUCAAA